Nilaparvata lugens (brown planthopper) is the source of this 4494-nucleotide messenger RNA. RefSeq lists its product as uncharacterized. The coding region runs from base 1513 to 1815 and encodes 100 amino acids. The transcript is spliced from 2 exons. Lineage: Eukaryota; Metazoa; Arthropoda; Insecta; Hemiptera; Delphacidae. The record is from RefSeq and is a predicted model, not a curated record.
AAUAGUAUACAAUAUAUCAGAACAUUUAUCAUUUCUUUAACAAUAUAAUCUCUCAACAUGUAAUAGUCAGGUACUUUCACUCUCUUAUUAUAAUUUCUUAUUUCUUUUAAUCUUCUUAAACACUGUUUAUCCUUCAUCAAACUCAAUACGUAGUCCACUUUAUUAUUAUCAUCCAUGCAUGUUUCGGUUUUAUCCCAUUUCUUUGGCCUAUUCUUCUGGUCACAUCGCUGAUUUUCUGCUUUAAAGCGAAUGUGCCGUGGAUGCAUGCCGUCGAUCUCCGGUCCUCCAUCCUGGUCUCGGUCCGGAAUCCUCCUCGGGCGUUUGAAACGGGCAUGCGGCUGGUAUCGUCGCGCGCGGUACUUCUUUUUCUUCCGCUUGACUUUCCGCCUCCGGGCCUUGCGGUGCAUGCCUCUUUUCUCCUGUAGUCGGUCAUGCAGUCGGUCGUCCGGUGUCUGCCUCGGGCGUUUCCGUCUCCGGGCCUUGCGGUGGGCGUUCCUCCGAUCCUGCAUGUUGUCCUCCCGGUACUCACUGGUGUCUUCCUUCCCAUCCUUGGUGUGCCUCGGUGUGGUCGAUUGAUGCGCGGGUGUAGGCUCGGUGCGCGGAUGCUUGGUGGUGGUCCUUUGAUGCGCGGGUGUGGCGUUCAAAACGAGUUCAUCGCAUGUGGGCUCCAUAUUACAUAAUUCCUCUACUGUAACCUGGUGUUCCUCGGUGGCGGGUUGCUCUUCCUGCGGUGAUGGUUCUUCAGUGGGAAAUAUAAGGCUCAAGAGGGAUUGAUGUUUACAGGGCGUUUCAAGUGCAUGGCGGGCGGCGGUUUUGUGUGGUAGGCUGUCUUGUAUGGGCUCCUGUGUGUCUGGUGGUGGGUCAUUUGCAUGUUGAUUUUGUGUUGUCCUUGUUGUAUGUGCUAUUGUAUAAGAUGUAUUUGUUUGGUUAUGAUUUUGUUUAUUUUCGUCCUGUUUUGUGAAGGUUAUUUUCCGUUUAUUAUUUCUAUUCCAGUGAUCUCUGUUAUCAUAAUAUGCCUCUUUGUGAUGCUGUUUACUGUUUCGGUAUUGAAACUUAUUUCUAUAAUUAUUAUCAAAUGAUUGAACUCUGUUAUUAUUUUCAGUAUACUUCGCUCUUUGCGCAUUUGCUCUAGCAUUUGCUAUAUGAUUUUCAUUAUUACUGUUUUGUUUGAAAUUACUAUUUUGCUGAUUAAAAUUUCUUGCUUGUUUAUUUAUAUGAUUUGGCUCAGAAGUAGCUGAUUGGAUAGAAUGUAAAUGUUCUAUCAGUUCUUCACAACUGGAAAUCGAAGAUACUGCCAGUGUCAUACGAACAUUGAAAGGAAGCUUUUUUGUUAAUAUGUGGACCAGUGAUGAAUCAGCUAGAUAUUCGUCUAACUGAUAGUUUCUAUUCAUCAAAUCUGUUAUAAAAUCAGUGUAGGAUUGUCUAUUUCUACUAUCGUAAGUGCAUAAAAUAAUUUCUGAUAAUGCGUCCAUCUGUUUACAUUUACUCCAAUACUGUUGCAGGAACUGGGAGAUGAAGUCCUCCAGGCUGUUGAUAUCUCGCAUCCGGCUCUGGAAAAACAUCAGCGGCUCGCCGAGUAAUAGACUGGACAGUUGGAAACGCCAUACUAACCAAGAGGUUGGUGGCGGAUGGCGGUUGACUGGCGAUAUCGGAUGGCGAUUGGGUAGCGGCAUUCUCCGUUCCUUCGGCGACGCUUGGAGCGAUCUGCGAAGACGCCGGUACCGGGUUGGACGCCCUCACUCCCUCAUCCGGACUCUCAUCGGACUUACUCGCAUCGACGACGUUAUCAAUCUUCGUAGAAGACAAUUGGGCUAAGUUUUGCGGGUCGAAACUGAUGGAGCAUAUGCUGCCUCCCUCUCUCUCUCGUGGGGUCUCCGCUGCAUCGUCCUGGGGCUGUUGAUUUGCCGGUGUCGUGGCUACAUAGUUUUGGGGAUGUUCGCUGAAGUAGGAAAUUUGCGAGUUAGCCGGCGACUGGUUCAUGGUGACGUUAUUAUGGAAAACUUCGAGUAAAUAGCCAAGUGUGUUGCCAAGUCUCAGGAAUAUUAAAAUGGAUUCAGUGAUAGUGCCUAUUCUGGAUAAAAUUGUGUUGUGUUGAAGUUUCAAGUGUCAUAUACAUAUAUUACAAAAAGACCUUCUAGUGCUACAGGUACGCUUAUCAACAUAGACAGAUAUGGCUUACAAAUUACACUAAUAUAGUUCUUAAAAUUUUAAUUAGGGUCUUAUCCUCCUGAAUAACGAUAGUAUUAUAAUGCCUCAAAUAACCUAUAACCCUGGUCAGCAUACAAUGUCUAGAUUCAAAGAUCAAAAUCAAAAUUUUUACUAUAACUUUUAUGGAAAUUUCCAUCCAAUUUUCUCUAUUAUGAGAAUUAUGUUCUCAAACUCGUGUGAUACAGUUUGUCUGUAUUUAUGCAGCUUGAAAAAUUUUAAUUUGAAGAGCAACUCAAUUAUUUUAGCCAGAACUUACAAUAGAUCAUCAGAUAUAUCUUGUCGAAACAACUUCAGAUUAUGUUUCUUGCAGCUUUCAGUUUUAUCAAUAAUUUCAUUAAUCAUUGAUAGUAAGAUUGAGUAGGUAAGCUUUUCCUCAUGCUCCACUGGUUGGGUGCCAUUGUGUGAAGUUGUGCUCCUGGGGGGGUUAUCUCUUAUGAUAGAGUCCCACGUUAUGAAGCUAUUGUGAGAAGUUGUAGAUUGCAAUUCCUUCACAGAUAAUACGAUGUUUCUGGUAUUUAUAAGAGCAGUCUCUAAAUUCCCUCUUUUGCGAAUAAAUUCACAAAAAAUUAAGGCCUUCCGGCUCGCAAAAUUACUGGGUUCAAACCUCAGCUCUAGCUCAGUGGUAGAAACAUGAAUUUUAUAAAUACAAAUAAUCACCAUAAGGUUCAAGGACCAGGGAUUGAUAAUUCUUACCGCUGCUUCUAUGAAGUUCUUGAAGAAUACCAGUAAGGAAAUUAAAAGAAUAUUUGAUGACUGAUUAUCAGUAACCAUGUACCACUAGAGAAUAAUCAGGACCAACUAUAGUUGUUUCUAGUUGAUUCUUAAAACGCUCGUCGUGAGUACAAGUAUUCACCAAUAUACCCUUUCAAAAUUCCUUAGAACUUACAACGCCAGUUCUUGAAGCUCUCUGGAUCCUUAUAUGAUAUAACUGGAACCUUAUUAAUAUAAUUUCUUAAUAUAUUUGUUCUGGCUGAUGAAAUGAAUAUCAUCAAAGGAUGAUAAAUAUUGAGUGCUCUGAAUAAGGUUAAUAUUAUUUGAUUCUAUGAUUUUAAGUGCUGCUAAAUAUUUGUUGGUACCAAAACAGCUCAAACUAUAUAACACGAGAUGAGUUGGGAUAUAAUAAAAAAUUCUAUAAGUUUGUAUGCUGACAUAAAACACAAAAUAUAUUCCCAUAAAAAAGAUGUGCAUAAAAUAUUCGAUAUAACUAUAAUUCACUUAAAUAAUCUAUUUUAAAAUCUGAAUAAUUAUCACAGGCUUUGCUAAUAUUCACAAUAAUGAAUUUCAAAUUCAUAAAUAUAUUAUAUUUAAUACUGGUACUUAGACUUCCAAUCAAUAUAAAAUUCUGCAGAUAAAAACCUGUUCGGUCUAUAAGUUUGAUAUGGUAUAUUUUGUUCAAUAAACAAAAUUAAUAUUUAAUAAAUUAAUAUUCAAACAUGAGAUCUCAGGGCUUUUAAUAUGAAUUCGGGCAGUGCAUGGAAGUAAGCUUCCUACAUAUAAUAAAUAAAUUUAUAAAAUGUUCUUGUGAACUAUGUGAUAUUGUUCAACACGUGGUGACUUUUUAUUUUAACUCUAAUUAAUUGGAAUAGCGCUUUUUUAUUAAUUAUUACCCCACUGAACGUAGACAAAUGAGCUCAUUUGGUUUGACUUAUCACUCACUGACUGAAGUUCUGGAUGUUCUCGUGGAUUGAAUUAAUUAUUUCCAAUAAUUAAUUAGGUAGGCUCCUUUUCGUCACUGCUGGGCUAACGUGUGAUCCAGAUUUUUAUAAGUUUCUUUCGAAUUAAAGCUAUUUUUAUGGGAAUCUUUACAAUUACGAACUCCUUGACAGCACUGAGUUCACAAACAAUUAACAUUCAACAAACAUACAUUACAUUUAAAAAAGGGUUUGGCUUAAUAAUUCGUUAAAAAAUUUUUAAAAGGAAUAAGAAAAGACCCUAAACUCCAUGUGCAUCCUCUCGGGUUGGGAUCUUAAGCCAGAAGAAAAAGGUUUUCAGAAAAAUUUGCUUCUUCCUAGAAUAAUUCUAUAAGCUACUCUCUGAUUGGCCCUCAAUUUAAUAGACUCAAUACAAUUGGUUGCCUUGGGAAUCAGGGCUUCCUCGGCUUUAUAAUAGAAAAAAUUUAAUAAAAGAAGUUUUUAUACAGAUAUAUGGGGUAUUUAUCUUAAAUUGAAUUCAUAAAUAAAUCGUAACAUACGAUUUUAAUAGAUAAUACAUUUAGUUUUUAUAUGAGUUUUUUAUACUCUUGAUUUAUCAUGCUUUUUUAGAUUAUAAUAAAUAUUUAUACAGAAA